This is a messenger RNA of Rosa chinensis, 852 nucleotides long. RefSeq lists its product as uncharacterized. The transcript has 2 exons. The coding region runs from base 182 to 730 and encodes 182 amino acids. The record is from RefSeq and is a predicted model, not a curated record. Lineage: Eukaryota; Viridiplantae; Streptophyta; Magnoliopsida; Rosales; Rosaceae.
UAAAACCGUGCAAGUGAGUGGCCAGGCUCUCUUCUACUUAAUUUUGGGGUGCACUUCAGUUGAGCAUUUGUCAUUAACUUCAUGCUCUUUUGACCCCCCGCUGCUUCAUGUUUCGAGUUCUAGUCUCAAAACAUUGGAAGUUGAGAAUUGCUAUGCCAAGCAUAUUCAAGUUGAUGAAGCUAUGAAUCUUGAAUCUUUCACAUGUGUUUCAAAACUUUCUCUGUUUCUGGGUAUGGUGUUGAACAAAUCUUUUAAGCUGAGUUAUGUCAAAAUCCGUGCUCAACACUUGAAAUACUUGGGUGUAUUUGGAUGCCAUGAUACUUUGAAGGCCAGAAUCAAUACUCCAAGUCUGGGUCAUUUUGAUUUUCAGGGCUAUAUAAAGUCUAGAGUUUGUUUGUCAGCUCCACAUUUACUAAUGGCCCGCAUCAUAAUCGAGGACAAACAGUUUUCCACCUUCAACGGGCCAUGGAAACAUUUUUCUACUUUGAGAGACUUUCUCGAAUCAUUUGGUUGCUCCAAAAAUAUAACCCUCUCUAUUUGUGAUUUCAAGGCUCUCAUCUUUCCAGAAAAUUUCCGAAGGGCCUUCUAUCCACCAUUGCUUGGUCUCAAAAAUCUUGUGCUCUUAACGGCGAAUUUUCCAUCAGUGGAGAUAGAGAGUUCUAGUUUGAAGGAAUCUUUGGCUUGGAUGUCCAGUUCUGCAGUGGAAUUAAUACCCAUCUCAGUUCUAUAAUUGGCUGCAGUAGAGUAAAUGUUUAUGUAAAUAUGAACAGCUUGCUUCUUUGCAGAAAACUAAGUUUGGCGUGGUGCCAGCUUCAUGUACAAUUUGUUGACAAACUAGCGGUAUCUUGUUUA